This is a messenger RNA of Protopterus annectens (West African lungfish), 1799 nucleotides long. Its product is annotated as testicular spindle-associated protein SHCBP1L-like. The transcript has 8 exons. Bases 1 to 1455 code for a protein of 484 amino acids. Gene Ontology annotation, biological process: spermatogenesis; male meiosis cytokinesis. The record is from RefSeq and is a predicted model, not a curated record. Lineage: Eukaryota; Metazoa; Chordata; Ceratodontiformes; Protopteridae. Gene Ontology annotation, cellular component: meiotic spindle.
AUGACUGCCAGACUACCUCCAGAAAGAGUUCAAGUUCUGAGAUACCAGAUUUCAGAUCUUCUAACGAAGAAAAAAAUUUCAAGCAAAGAUGGUUCUAAAAGUCUUGGGAAUCAUGGCAGCAGCAAUAAUUCUGAUUCCUCUCUCACGUCUGCGCAUGAGAAUUCUUCAGUGGCUGUUGUCCACUCAGUGGUCGAUGCAAGAACUGCCGAUGUACCACAAGAUACACUUGCAAGAAGGACCUUUGUUGGUGGCCUUACUCCACUCAAGUUUUUCAAUGACUUUUUAUGGAGAGAAUGGGAUGAUGACGACGACGACACUUGUACUGAAUAUUCUGCCCUUAUAGAAGAACGUAUUAAGCUGUAUUAUGAAAUUCAGGAUGGAACUAUUCCAGGGCCUAUUGGGAGACGUUUUCAAAGAACAUUGCAGAAGUACAGGAACAAGCAUUUUGAAUUAAUAGAAUAUCAGACUAAAGUGAAAGAUAAUCCUUCAGAAAAUGAGGCUGUGGAAUGCUGGAGGAAGUAUUUUGAAGUUUUGAUGCUUAGUGGGCUGUUGAAACUCUGGGAGGAUUUUCAGCUUAGGGCUCAUGGACCUUUAAUUCCAAGAAUACUGAAAUGCAGAAAAGGGGAUAGAGAUUCUGGGAGCGCUGUAACUCAUGUUGUAGCAAACGUUAUGACAGCUGACAUGGUCAAGACAUUUUCUUCUGGGACUUUGAUUCAACAGCAUGAUAACUUGGAUGCAGCUCUAGAAAACUGCUAUAGUGGAGAUACUGUAAUCAUCUUCCCAGGAGAAUAUCAUGCUAAAGGGCUUGCUAUGUUAACAGAUGACAUCACCAUUAAAGGAAGCACAAAGCGAGAAGAUAUUAUAAUUUCUUCAGAGCCAAUGUAUGACAGUUUUGUGGCAUCAAAAGCUCAAAAUUUGAAAAUGAUGCAUUUAACCUUCAUCCAGAAAGACACAGUGGAUGGCAUUGUUGUUGUAAAGUCUGGCCACUUGAUUUUGGAAGACUGUGUAUUAAAAUGUGAAGGCACUGGCAUUCUAGUUCUCACAGGUGCAACUCUUACUAUGAGAAACUGUGAAAUUGUAGGUGCACAGGGGCCUGGUGUUGAAUUAUAUCCUGGGAGUGUUGCAGAGCUGGAAGGGAAUGAUAUUCAUGACUGUUGUUCUCUGAAAAGUUGUGACAUACUGAAGCAUUCUUUAGGUGGAAUUAACCUGAAGGUUCUUCCUCCACCUAAACUGAAGUUGUGCAGCAACCAUAUCUACAAUAACGGUGGGUGUGGAAUUACAAUCCAUCAGCCUGAUAAAAGGUUUUGCAGUGAGUUCGAAGAGGCCUUGGGGGAUGGUGCUGCAGAAGACCAAAAAGAAGAUGGACUUUCGAAAGAGAUGCAAAACCUUUGCCUUGAAAUAAAGAACAGCAAGCUAGAGAACAACAUAGAAGGAAACAUAAGAAUAGUCAACUGAGUGCACAUUUGCCUGUAUUAAAGCAACUGCAUUGUUGUCUUUGAGAUCAGUUUGCAAAAGGUCUCUGUGAAACCGCAUUUGUGCAAUAAAUAUGCAUUGCAUUUGUAAGAGUGAUUUUUAUGAUUCUGGAUAUAUUUAGGGCAGAUUUGAUGUUGCACUGAAGACUGUAACCUGUUUGUUUCUUUCCUUCUGUUCUGAGUCUUUUAUCGCAGUUUGUUUGAAUUUUAGUAUGGUAGUUUUCUUACAUGGACUGUUUGCUUUUUUGUAGCAGUAGAAUCAUACACUUUUGCAUAUUAGUUAUUUAAGUCAGAUGAUAUUAAACAUUGUGCCUUAUUGUAAAACAA